Drosophila obscura is the source of this 4240-nucleotide messenger RNA. RefSeq names its product RNA polymerase II-associated protein 1. Gene Ontology annotation, cellular component: nucleus. The coding region runs from base 43 to 3660 and encodes 1205 amino acids. The transcript is spliced from 13 exons. Gene Ontology annotation, biological process: transcription by RNA polymerase II. The record is from RefSeq and is a predicted model, not a curated record. NCBI's taxonomy places the organism in Eukaryota, Metazoa, Arthropoda, Insecta, Diptera, Drosophilidae.
UUUGCAACCCUCACGCUGGGUUUGUUUUGAAUUAUUUUAAAAAUGUUUAAAAAACUAAAGCCGGGUGAAAGCGAGGAGGAUGUUCUCCGCAUGGCAGCCGACUUCAAUGCGGAGCGAGAGAAGAAUCCGAAUUUUCAGCCAGCAGCGGCGUUUGUACGUAUGGAAAAGCCUCCAAGGAAGUCCAUGUUUGCACAGAAACGGGAGCAGGCGAAGCUGGGUCGCAUAUCCUCCACCAACGAGUCAGGACCACAGGAGCCCGAAUUGAACGUAGAAGAGGUGAAAGGAAAUACAACGAGCAGUAACGGGACUCCAUCGACCACCGUUCUGCUGGAUGAAAUCCAUGAGAACAUGCUGGGAGAUGUGCGUGGUAGCAAAGUGAAUCCCAGUUUGAUGGGCGCCGUGCUUGGCGAUAUUGUGGAAAGAGCCGAAGGUGCGCAGCGUCCCGCAAUCAAACAUUCCCAUGAGCCAGCCACCAAUAGGCCGCGCAGCAUUUUCGCCAAACAGCUUUUGGAAGGAAGUGCAAAAAGUAUCCCGGAGGCGCAGAAGAGCCUCAAUUCCAAGGAACCAACCGGUCGCAGUGCCAUUGUAAGAGAUGCUAAACUGGCAAAAGAACUGCAUGAGGAAAACAUGGCUGUGCUCAGUCAAAUGAGCACUGAGGACAUUUUAGCCGAACGCCAAAGAUUGCAGGCCACAUUGGAUCCAGCAUUGCUUGCAUUGUUGUCCAAAAAUCGUGCAACCAGGAGCCCUUUGCCUAAGAAUGAGCCAUCGCCAAAGCCCAUCGAACCCCCGCCACAGCCUCAAGGGCCCCUCUCAUCUUUGGUCGACUCCAAUCCAGCCCAUGCGCUCUUGCUACAAAGUGACGAGGACAAAUGGCUUAAUUUCAAUCUAGUGGAGGAACACAAACUGGCCUGGAUGCGCGAUAUACCAGCCAAGAUGAGCGAGCUGAAGCCGGGACAGCAGUUCGAUGCGCGCUUUGACUGGAAGGGUGUGCUACUGCCGCACACGCUCAAGAAUCCAGAGCAGGACCAGGCUCCACCAGUGGACGAGCGAGAGCUGUUUUUACACGGCGAGGAAGCUGAUCGGCCGGGCUACACACUGCAGGAGCUGUUUCGAUUGGCGCGCUCCACUGUGUUGCAACAAAGGAUCUCGGCAUUUGGUGCCAUUGCGGGUAUCUUCAGCAUCUACAAUCAGGGCUUUUAUGACCAGGUGCUACAACUGCCGAUUUCGAAAAUGUUCUUCCUACUGCGCUUUGGCCUCGAUGAAAAUGUGGCCGCGCAGCUGGAGGUAGUAAGCAGGGCUCUGGCCUGCUUGUUCUACAACGAAACGGACGAAGUGCUGCUUGACCACAUCCACGACAAUGCCUACUGCCAUUGGCAGCCAACGCUGCAGGUUUUGAGCAGUUACAGCGACUCGGACUCCGAUCCCACAUCCAUUGCCUUUCUGCAGCGCUACAUGAAGCUGUUGUCGAGCAGUCCCUCUGUGCGUGCCGAUGUCGCCGAGGAUGAAACGGAGAGCCGCAUGUCCAUGGAUGACUUUCAGCUGGCCGAGACAGACCUAUUGGAUUGUCUGCUGCGGACGAAUAUAUUGCAGCGCAUUACGUUUAUCUUGAGCUCAGUGCGUCCCGACAACAGCACCGUGGAUUCCUGUUUGAAGCUGCUCAUACGCAUCGCUCGCACAAGCAUCAAGGUGGCACGACAGUUGGCAAACGAAAGCUAUCUCUUAGAUGUUAUAUUAACCAACUUCCUGCCCUCUGUGUCGUCGGCGAACGGCACCUUCUACAGCCAGCCCCAGCCACUCUGCCUGAAGCUUAUUCGAAUACUGAUCUGCCAGCACUUGGACAUAGCCAAGAGCCUUGCCAAGGGCGGGCUAAUCGAGAGACUCAAACAGUUUCUGUUUCUACGCGACACUGUUGGGGGCAAGAUGGUACGCGUUCAGGUCGAGGCACUGCGCAUCCUGCGGUGUCUGCUCCUCCUGGGGAUUGUGGAUCGCGAUCUGUACAGACAGUUCCUGCCCGCCCUGCGCCAAAUGGUGGACUGGCACUGCAAUCACAGUGUUUUCGAUGGAGUGGGCGGUUCAGUGCUGAUCCGGCAGCACGCAGCGGCCCUGCUCGUGGCAAUUGUGGCCGCCGGCGAGAGCGGAGUCUGUGACGUGGAUGGGCAGAAGAUGCUGGCAGAGCCACUGCACAAUUGCUGUUGCAGCUGGUUGCACUCUGCCUCGCGCAUCGAUGUCCUCAAAGAUUUCACCCAACUGACGCUAUUGAGUGCUGCUCUGUAUGCCGUUUCUUGGUUCUGCCGCAAUGGCUAUUUGGGAACGAUGGCCUUUCAGCCAUUUCUGCGCAGCGUUCUUCCGCAGUUUGUGCGCUCCCCUUGCUUCGUUGCAUGUGUGCGUGACCUAAGCAAGGGCUCUGUCUUACUGCGACGCCCCAUCGAUCGGCGCAAUGUUCAUCCCGCAUUGCCGAAUGUGGGCGCUGUUUUGAUGCACGACUAUGGGCCGCAGCUGAUCGUGAGCGACACGUACCCGGUGCACCUGUUAAGCAGCAUCUGGGCUUUGCGCGACCUGUCGCUGGAGUCUGGCCAGAGGCCAUUGUUUGAGGCGCUUAUGCAACCGUCGGUGCUGGAGCCAGUGGCCGAGUAUCUGCGUCAAAUGAGCACCGGGCUGAAUCGCAUCCUGGCCACCAACUUCUUUGCCCGCAGCGAGCUGAGGUUCGUCCAUCAGUUGCUCGUCACGGACGGACUGGAGACCUACUUGGAGCGCACGCAGCUGCUGCAGCUGGUCUACAAUUAUCUCUGCUGCCUAUCCACAGCCCAUGCGACACAGAUCAAGAGCACAUUCGAGCGCUUUAUCUUCAAUGGUCAGUACGUGGAGUUGGAUGCAGCGUGCCUAAAGCUGCUGCAACAGACUUGCAUGGAAAUGAUUUACCCGCACGUGAUUGCUGACAACUCUGAGCCCUCGCUGUCGCUCUGCUACACGCAGGCACCCAUCCUGCCGGCUGACUGGCCAUUCUUUCAGAUGCGUCUUAUCCUCAGCAACUACUUGCAGAAUGUGCAGCAGCAGCCAGCGGCCAUAUUCUCAGAACAGCAGGUGAUCCGCAUGACUCUUAUGUUUGUGCGGCAACUGGAGAGGGAAGGCUUGCAAAUUGUUUCGCCGCUGGAGAAGCUUAUGUAUCUGAUGAUUGCCUUUAUGGGUCCCGACUCGCAGUUCUUGGAGCAUGAUCUGCAUCAGCUGCUGCACGGCUACCUCAAGGAUUUCUACACCCAGCAUGCCACGCAUCACUUUGACUUUGAUGCCGAGCUCGUGGAUAAGGCCAGAUUCGAGCCACUCUACUAUUUGUUCGUGGAGCACUUUGCAGCUGCCAGCUACGGCGACGAGCUCUUCAGCUCGCUGGUGCUGCUUCCCUUGGCCCAGAAGUACGACAACAAAUGGCGACGGCGCCUCUGGUCCGAGCAUGUGCAGGUUAUGCGGUAUCUCAACUGUCAGGAGGAUUUGUUAAUCGGUGGACUGUCUGCGUAUCUGGAACCUGUAGAGAAGGAGCCAUCGCUGGUGCAGUUGUACGGCGAUGCACUGGAGCGCAAUCUGGUUCGUCCUGGCAGCAUUGCUUAUCGGAUAGCACAGCACCACUUCAAUCACUCGCAGGUGGUGCAAAAGACCAAAUUGUUUUGAUUAUCUCAAAAUUAAUUAGGCAUGUACCUCCAUUGGACUCUGCGGCGAUAAAAUUAUGUCAUGGCGGGCUCCAAAGGUGUCUAAAUGUGGCAAUAUUCUAUUUAAAAACGAACUGAUUUCGGAGCUAUCUCUACUGGCCGAAAUAGAACCUGCUCAGGAGGACCCUUGAGAAUGAUAUGCACGUGAUUUGUCACAAUGGCCAUUGGACUGCCAUUGGAGUGCCCCAAUCGGACACUUAAUGGGUAUAGAAAUAAAUGUAUGCGUAAGACUUAAUAGUAAUAGUUUGAGUCCUAUGUUUGGUAUGCAUGGGGAUCAGUCGUUGUGUAAGCAUUGUCCGUGCGUCUAGUUUAAUUGCAUGUCCGUAAUCUGCUUGUGGCAGCCUGACUGAUGCAGGGCAUUUUGCUAUCGGCCUCAAUUAAUUAACAUCACUUGACUUAUUGACACAUGGCCCAAGACUUGGUUGCCAUUGCCGUUCCCGUUGGCUUGCCUUGCCCUGCCCUGCCCGACUGCUGAUAAAAUAUAUGUAAUUAAAUCGAGCACAAUUGAGGGGCCCGCUGCUAAUUAAAUUAUUUGAUCUGUG